AUGCUUGGACAAUUUUGUCCAAUGAUUCUUAAACAAGAACAUGAUGAUAUUAUUUAUCUUUUAAAAUAUUCUGAAGAUACAAAUAUUGAAUUAUUUAUCCAUCAAGUUUUUCAAAAUGCCCUCAAACAAAAAUCACGUCAUAAAGAUAAAAUAAGAGAUACUAUUAAAUUUAUUGGGACUUUAUCAACAAGAAAUAUUGAUUUAAGUUUUAGUUGUACUUAUUGA
This is a messenger RNA of Adineta steineri, 225 nucleotides long. NCBI's taxonomy places the organism in Eukaryota, Metazoa, Rotifera, Eurotatoria, Adinetida, Adinetidae. The record is from the annotation of a GenBank genome assembly.